Messenger RNA from Magallana angulata, 3021 nucleotides. RefSeq names its product cytochrome P450 10-like. NCBI's taxonomy places the organism in Eukaryota, Metazoa, Mollusca, Bivalvia, Ostreida, Ostreidae. Gene Ontology annotation, molecular function: iron ion binding; monooxygenase activity; oxidoreductase activity, acting on paired donors, with incorporation or reduction of molecular oxygen. The transcript has 12 exons. The coding region runs from base 287 to 1903 and encodes 538 amino acids. The record is from RefSeq and is a predicted model, not a curated record.
UGUGAUUACAUUUUUAAUACUUCGAAUAGUCGGAAAACGAAAAAGAUCUUUCUUGAAUUAAGCCAAUUUUUGUGAAAAGUAUGCGUUAUUGAAUAUUUGUGAUUGACCAAUACGUCAGUGUUUGCAUAUACGGUCACGUGACGAAUUGUGAGUUUUAAAAAAAAAUGCUACUGGAAUCUGAUUGAUUUGUGCUGACUGAUACCAUUAAGAGAGGGCACUCGCGUCUUUGGCAGCAAACACAACAAAAUUCUUUUGGGAAAAUAAAGGAAAAGAAAAAGAAACAAAAAUGGCAAACAGAAGCAGAUUAUUCUACCUCUUUACAAAAAUGUAUCGCUCUCAAAAGCGAGUUGUUUCCUCGUCCUCAUCCAGUCCUCAGACAAUCGUUACAAACGUUGCACCUAUUGCGUGUCCAGUUCAAAGAGGACAGGACACUUUAGACAAAUCCUAUGAACAAAACAAGGACCAACAGCCCCUGACACCCUCAGUGAUAGCCUUUGACAACAUCCCUGGCCCAAAAGGUCUCCCUAUUGUAGGAACACUCUUAGAUUAUAUGAAGAAAGACGGGCUUCCCUUUAACAAACUCUACGAGGUAUAUCAACAACGAUCUCUUCAGUAUGGACCCGUUUUUAAGGAGAAACUGGCUAACUUUACAACACUUGUUAUAAGUGACCCAGCUGAGUACAAUAAGGUCGUAAGAGCAGAAGGGAAAUAUCCAUUACGCCGUGACUUAGAACCUUGGUUCCUGUAUCGCGAGAAAAGAAAGAUGGGACAGGGACUAGUUAACUCACACGGUCCUGAAUGGCACAAAUACCGCAGUGCAGCCUCAAAGAAAAUGCUUAAGAUGAAAGAAGUUUCGGAAUACUGUAAAAGCAUGGAUGAAGUAGCAGACGAUUUCAUCGUUCAUAUAUCCUGCAUUAGGAAUCAACAAGGCGAAGUCCUUGGCAUUGAAAAAGAAUGUUUUAAAUGGGCAAUGGAAUCUAUGGGAACCUUCCUCUUUGAAUCAAGAUUGGGAAUCUUUAGUUCAAAUCCUCCACACGAAGCACAGAUCUUUAUAGAAAAUUUACAGGGCCUCUUUCGGUUGAUGCAAGUUCUUAUGUAUAGUUUACCAAUUUACAAGAUAUUCCCUACCAAAGAUUGGAGGCAGUAUGUAAAUUACUGUGACAACGUUUUCAGGAUUGGCAAAUCAUACGUGAACAAGAAAGCUGAUCAAAUUCGGGAAAACCCCGCAAAGGAAGGGGAGAGGACGCCGUUUAUAGAGUAUAUGAUGAAUCAAGAGUCAUUGACGAAGCAAGAAGCCUUGUCCACGUGUGUUGAUCUUCUGGUGGGCGCCACUGAAACGACAUCCAGUGGUAUUUUAUGGGCGUUAUACUGCUUGGCAAAAAAUCCAGUCGCCCAGGAGAAGCUGUACAAAGAAAUCAAACAAGUAUUACCAAACAACGAAGCCAUUACACCGGAGAGGCUGUCCAGGCUCCAGUACGUCAAAGCAGUGGUCAAAGAGACGUUCAGGCUUUAUCCUUUGACCUUCACCACAAGUAGAUAUUUGGAAGAGGACCUUGAGAUCGGAGGUUACAACUUACCUGCAGGAACCCAUGUUCAGGCUAACAUGUACGCUAUGUUUCGAAACAGUCAGUAUUAUUCUGAGCCAGAAGUGUUUAAACCAGAGCGCUGGUUAAAGGACAGUGGGAUGGAUAAUAACCUUAAAGCUAUGUCAAACCUUGUGUGGGGACAUGGAGCGCGCAUGUGUAUAGGUCGCCGAUUUGCCGAACAAGAAAUGUACAUACUUUUAACCAAGAUUGUGCAGAACUACAAGGUUGAGUAUCAUCAUGGCUCAGUGGAACCCUUGCUUAACAUGGUCAUGAGCCCCGAUCGCCCUCUCCAGUUUUCGUUUAUUCCGAGGGAGUAACGACUUACCUAUCAACAGCCGCCUAGGAAAUGCAAAAAAUUCCAAAUCCAAACAAAUGUAUAAUUCAAUAAUAAAAACUCUGAAAAUAAGAUUCUACUACAAUACAUGCUGUUGUUGGAAGCCUUCUACGAGGGUCCAUCAAAAAAUGCGUUUUUACUUUACGUCAUAUAACUACCAAAUUUUAAAGACAUACUUUAGCAAUAAAUCCUUACCAAUUGAACACUUUAUAAUAAGUUUAUUUCAAUUUAUCAAUAAAUAUUUCAUCAUACAAAAUUUUGACUAGAUCUUUGUUAUAUGGCGCCAAAUCAAAAUAAAAUUUAUACGGCUUUACUAGGUAAUAUUACGUCAUUUGAUUUGCUGCAUUAUGACGUAAUACGUUGAUCCGUUGAUAAAAAAAUCAGUGUUAAGGUAACUCACUCCUCAUGUUUUGAUUUCAUUGCGCAGAUGAUCAUUAUAUUUAAAAUGAAUAUGAUUUUAUUUAUUUAAUCAUCACAGAUAGAUUAUUAUUUCAUAAUUACACAACAUUCACAAAGAAAAUCGAUUUGAAUUGAAGAAACAAACAAGUUUUUUGGGGAACUAUUUUUUCGUGCGGAAGGUUUUUUAGACGAAAAUGACAGAAACAAGCAAUUUUAUGAAUUUUCAAUAUACUUUUCUUUUUAUUAUACUUUAUUCAUUAUUCACAUUUUUAACAUUUGAUAGGUUUGUAACAUAUUUUAUAGGUUCUGUGUGACAUGUACAAAAUCAAAUCUUGAAAAUGUGAUAGCCGUUUAGCAUCAAAUCAUGCAAAUAUAUAGAACAUGUCUGAAUUUUUUAAGCCAAAUUUUGCGAGAAUUUUACCUUUGAAGCCCUAUAUCUAAAAUUUGACAUCACUGACCCCCAUGUUAUAUUAUGUCAAAAUGAUACUGAAUACAUAUCUAGGCAAUCUGGAUUAAUCUUAUAAAAUUCUUGAUAUUCAAAAAGUUUUUAUUUCAAAUCAAAUUGUAACUAUUAUAGAAAUUGUCUAUUUUAAGUGCAAAAAGGUCACACAAAAAUUUAUGCAGCUUCGUACAUUUUUUUUUCGUAAUCCCUCUAUUCAGUGUGACCAUUGUGCAUAAUUAAAAACAAUAUUUGAAGAAAUA